AUGAGUGAGAACCGACAGCAGCCCGAGCCCCAGUCCGACCCCCAACACCAGCCCCAAACGUCGCCUGGCGAGGAGGCCAAGCCCCGAUGGACAAGCCCCCGUAAACUUCUUAUCCUCCUUCUCUUGGGCUCCUCCAUCUGCGCCUCCAUCCUGGGCCUGCUUUACUACAAGCAGCAGAAUCGCCAUUCGAAGAGCGUGCAGAUCACUCCAUGUCUCUCCCCUGCCUGUCUGAGGGCCUCAGCCCGUCUGUCCCUCUCUGUCGAUCCCUUCACCCAGCCCUGUGACUACUUCUUGUUCACCUGUGGCUCCGACAGACCCUCGCCGGGCACCAGGGAGACACAAAGAGGCAGGGGCCUUCCUGGGGAGCCACAGAGCCGAGGGAGGAGAGGGACGCGGUCGGACAGAAGGAAGAGAGAAAGUGGUCCAGUCAGAGGUUUGAGUGACAGGGAAGCUACCCUGCUGCAGUAUCUGAGGGAAAUUUUGGAAUCGGAGCCGUCUGGCUCGGCAGGGCGGAAGGCCCGAGCUUUUUACCUCUCCUGUUUGGACACCAACUCCAUAGAGGCUGCUGGAGAAGAACCGUUCCUCACACUCAUCCAGAAGCUGGGCGGCUGGGCGGUGUCUGGGCAGUGGAACAAGACCGACUUCAACUCCACGCUGAGCCUCCUCAUGAGACAGUACUCCACCUUCCCGUUCUUCAAGCUCUACGUCGGCCGGGAUCCGAACGAGACGGCCCGUGGGCCCACGAGGAAAUACAUACAGAUCGAUCAGCCGGACCUGUUGAUCCCAAUCGAGUGGAACAACAAGACACAGAAAUCUCUAUCUAACGCCCAGACCAUACGUCCAUUUCUGGCAUCGUGUCAGAGGUACCUGAAGCUGCUCGGGGCGCCGUCUGCUAGCAUCAGCAUCCACGUUGGCGGCUUCCUCUCUCUUUCCUCUGAGCUGGCUGUUGCUGCGGCCCCUCUGUCCUAUCGCCUGCUGAGGGGCCAGCUCCACCAACGCAUGACCAUCAAGGAGCUGCAGGACCAGGCCCCUGUCAUCGACUGGCUGGGCUCUCUGCAGGCCACUUUCCACCCUCACCCCGUCGGCCCAGAGGACCAGGUCCUCCUGCACAACCUCCCCUACAUGGUGCAGAUGUCACGCGUCAUUGGCAAAUGGCUGAACAACCACGAGCUGAGCAGCAGUGGUCCACUUCACACCUACAUGGUCCUCAAUCUACUGCACACCUUCAUACCCGCGCUGGAUUCCAGAUUCGCCCAGACACAGAGGGACUUGUAUGUGGCUCUGGGGGACACCGAGAGGGUCCUACCUCGAUGGAUGCAAUGUGUCUCCGAGACUGAAAGAGGAUUUGACAAGGUUCUCAAGCACCUUCUCCGUGAGAAGAGCGCACACAGGGAGGAGGCCCAGGAGAUGGUUCAGCGUGUCUUUUCCUCGUUGAAAUCCAAGUUGGUUGAUCUGAGGUGGAGGGAUGAAAGUUCCCGCCAGCGGGUUAUGAACAAGGUCCACGCUCUCACGCCCAGACUCUGGAGAGACACCGAGAUCCCAAGUGAGGCUGAACUCGACCAGCUUUACUCUGAGGUAGUAACCAGCACAUGUGACUAUUUCGCCAACUACAUCCAACUACUGUCCCUGCAGCAUAAGAGGCGCAACCAACAGUUCGGUGAGAAGGAGGAGGCCGACGUUCUGUCCGUCAGGCCCUUCGUCCUGGGUAACGAGCUCAUCAUUCCCAUGGGAAUGUUUGUUCCUCCGCUCUUCCAUCCGACCUAUCCCAGGGCUAUGAAUUAUGGUGUUUUGGGCUUCCUGAUUGCCAAAGAUAUCCUCCAUCUUCUUCUGCCGGACAUUCACAGGCAGAGUGAGGCGGUGCAGGCGGUGGGCGAGUGUGUAUGGUCUCAUUACCUCACUGUCGUAGAAAACCCAAGCAGAGAUGGAGAACUGUCCCUCUCGGCUGCACAGCAGCAAGAGGUGUGGGUGCAGCACACUGCGCUGCAGGUGGCGCUACAGGCUUAUCAUCACAGUCUGAAGAGUAAGCCGGACGACGCCUCCCUCUCAGGACUGUCUCGUACUCACCUGCUCUUGUCUUCCUUUUCACAGGUCAGCUGUGACACCGAUCCGUAUGACAAGUUCAUGCCGUUCGAGCCCUCCUUCCUGGUUACGGUCAUCUGUGCUGAACCUGCGCUGUGUCCCACCACCAUGACGUGUCCUACAGGAGCCCGGCAGCACCAGUUACACACAUGCUGAGCAGGAAUCCCCGCUCCUCACACUCCUCCGGGGCAAACAAAUCCCCUGGAUUAUCACACAACCUGCCACUCGCUGAUUAAACUGCAUCUGCAAACGAUCUGCCGGGAUGCCCACGGUGUAAAGUUCCCCCACUGCCCGAGGAGUCGCCCUCGAGCACCACAGCUCCUCCCUCUGACAGUACCACAACCAGCAACACUUCCUGUGUCGUCCCACUUCAUGCAGCUGUGGGCAUGAAGUGGGACGACAUGCCGGGACCCCAGCCCACAGCACCGCAACACACAGACACACACACACACACACAGCAAAGCACCACAGCAACACACAUAGCGGGUGUAGCGGUCUAGGCCUCGGCUUUGUGUCGACGCAGUUGCCCACCGGGGACCGGGGUCCACGACCCGGUCUCGUCAGAUCCGACUAUGGCCGGACUCGGUGAAGCAGCGAUCACUGGCAGCGCCGUCUUGGGGAGGGGGCGGAGGGGGCUUGUGUUCGUCACACGAAGGCGUCUCUGUGUGUGGGGCAAGGCAGUGGUUCGGCAGCCUGGAGUCGCCUUGUCACGGAAGUGGGGAGGCGACUCUCCUUCCAGACUGCCGGCCGGGGAGACGCAGCUGGUGAACACAUGAUGCAG
Messenger RNA from Lampris incognitus (smalleye Pacific opah), 2860 nucleotides. RefSeq names its product Kell metallo-endopeptidase (Kell blood group) (gene kel). NCBI's taxonomy places the organism in Eukaryota, Metazoa, Chordata, Actinopteri, Lampriformes, Lampridae. Gene Ontology annotation, cellular component: plasma membrane. The record is from RefSeq and is a predicted model, not a curated record. The coding region runs from base 1 to 2235 and encodes 744 amino acids. The transcript has 18 exons. Gene Ontology annotation, molecular function: metalloendopeptidase activity. Gene Ontology annotation, biological process: protein processing.